Molecule: messenger RNA, 891 nt
Organism: Didymodactylos carnosus
Lineage: Eukaryota; Metazoa; Rotifera; Eurotatoria; Philodinida; Philodinidae
Source: the annotation of a GenBank genome assembly
AUGACAUUGCGUGACAAGAAUUUACUGCAAGGUGACAGUCAAUCAGCAACAACUAUACUUCGCGGUAGACCAUUAAACGAUCGAUGGUUAUUUCAUGUUGAUCAUCCUCAGUAUUCUACUCAUAUGCUCAUUCGCCGUUCGUUUGCUGUGGUUCCGGUUUUAGUGGGUCCUGCUAUCCCUCGUGAGGAUCGAGAAGAUACCGCAGAGAGAUACGCACGAGCUAUCUUAACACUAUUUCAUCCUUGGACGACUGUAUUUGAUAUUUGUCAUGUGAACCAAUCAUGGAGUGGGGCACUGAUCAUGUUGCAACCAACGUUCAGUUCAAAAUCGAACAAAGUUAUAUCCAAUAUUCAGCUUCUACACGAAUGCAAACGCGACCGUGACGAUGAUCUCUUUCAAUUGGUUAACAAACCAAUAGUAUCGAAGCCCAUGAGUACACCACAAUUAUACAUCGAUACCAGCAUGGAAGAAUCCGAGGAAAUCCUUGAUCUAUUAGAAGCAAGCACGAUUGCAGAUCAACCUUUGAUCAACCAAAAUAUGAUUCAACACGAAGGAUUGCGAGGUCGUAUUAAUCGCGAAUAUGUGGAUACCACAAUAGCAAAUGUGAUUUGUUCUGAACGUUUUUCACACGUGUCGGACGUCAGCGGGUUAUCUGAAUUAAUGACGAACAAUUCAAUAACUUCUUCACACAGAACAACGAUUGACGAGGUUGUGGCCCGGCAGGCCAAUUUCGAAGACAUUCAACAGAAUCGUGGUUGGCAGCAUGAUCUAAAGAAUCGAAAAGAUGAAAUCCGACGAACGAUGUUGUUUGGUUCGAGAGAAGAAUUUUCAACAGUAAACAAUGGUUAUGUGAAGAUUCGUUGUAGGAUUAAAUUGUGUAUUUUAGAAUGA